UUUUUACUCUGAAGUGAUUUAAAGAUAUAUGUAGAGUUUUUAUGAAGCAGUACAAACAUGACGGAAAAUAAAUCUUCACUUGUGACAUGUCGGGAAUUAAAGUCAUCAUAAACUCACAUAAAACAGGGAAAAUAAAUUAAAAAAAAGAGAAAGAAAAUGCUUAAACAACAAAUACAAAUGAGGUGCCACAUCUUGCAAGAAUACGAACAUUAUAUUGGUAAUUCCAGAAGGACAUAAAAUAUUUUAUAGUCUAGAAUGUAAAAUUUGAUAUAUUUAAAAGUGAUUUACGGAUAAUGUGGGUGAGUAUUUCUGAGAAAUCUUACUGGAAAUCGGUGACAAGUAUGUGCUUCAAACAGAUGGAAUAAUAUAUGUGUACUGGUCAGUGAGCUAAAUACAAAAACUGUAACUACCAGUUUCCAGGAUUUGUGUCCAGAAACCAUAUAUCAACAAAUGAGUUUGAAGCUGGUAUCCAUUUUUAAAAAAGUCGCUUAUAAAUAAGCAACAUCGUGUGAUAAGAAAAUUCCAGCAUUUUUUUCUGCUGUAGAUAUAUUACAAGUAACCUUAUUACGGUAAAUAAUUGAGAUCAAGGAGUGCAAAUUGGUCGAUUCAACAGUUAAAAUGUUGAAAUCGACCGUGUGAUAAUUGAGAUUUAUAUAAAUUCCAAUGGAUUAAUUAAAGGAUUAAAUAAGGAGUGCCCCUUGACCACGUGACCAUGAAGAAGGGUCUCCUGGCACCGCAGAAUACGUUUCUGGAUACUAUAGCAACCAGAUUCGAUGGAACUCACAGCAACUUUGUGCUGGGGAAUGCGCAAGCAACCGGAUGUCCGGUAGUAUAUUGCUCAGACGGGUUUGUCGAAUUGACGGGCUUCCAACGUUCUCAGGUGAUGGGCCGAAGCUGCACCUGCAAGUUCCUGUUUGGGGAAGGGACUGCGGCGGCGGAGAGAGAGAAGAUUGAAGAGGCGCUGGAAAGCAAACACGAGCUCAAAACAGAACUGUCCAUGUACAAGAAGGAAGGCUGCCCAUUUAAGUGCUUGCUUGACAUCGUGCCAAUUAAGAACGAGAAAUCCCAGGUGGUGCUCAUCCUCGUUUCCUACAAGGAUAUUGGCGAGAAGAUCAAAGAUGAUAGCGACGCCGAUGAUGACAAAUCUAGCAGCGACCUUGACAGUGAUGAGGAAAUGGCAGAGGCGUACCGCCGAUGCCAAGCUCGACAGGGCCGCGCCCCGGCUGCACUUCCAGGGACUGCGGGAUAUAACAAUCAGCGUAGGAGGAGCCGUGCGGUGCUCUACCAUUUAUCAGGGCAAUUUGAAAAACACAACAGAGCCAAUCGAGCGAAGACCAAACUCCAACAACUAAAUAAGUUCAGCUCAAUAUCUGGCAAGAUGCCAGAAUACAAGGUCCAAGAAAUCAAGAAGUCAAAGUUUAUACUGGUGCAUUAUGGGAUCUUCAAGAUCGGCUGGGACUGGCUGAUUCUGUUGUGCACGUUCUACACUGCUAUUUUAGUUCCAUAUAAUGCGGCCUUCACUCGUUCGGACAAGAAGAACGAGCGGGAAUCCAUAUACUCUGAUGUUGUUGUAGAGAUAUUAUUCAUGAUGGACAUACUGUUUAACUUCCGCACCUCGUUUGUCAACAAAAGUGGUCAGGUUGUCUAUGUGGCUCGUCUGAUCGCACUCAACUACAUCAAGGGCUGGUUUGUCCUUGACCUUCUAGCUGCCAUUCCAUUUGACUUCCUAUAUAUAUUCAAAAUUAAUGCGGAAGCCCCUGUUCAUUUGCUCAAAGUCGCUCGGUUAAUCCGGCUUGCGCGCCUUCUCCAAAAGAUUGACCGCUUUUCCCAAUAUAGUGCCCUGGUGCUGGCCCUUCUCAUGAGCAUGUUUGCCCUAGUUGCGCAUUGGAUGGCCUGCAUCUGGUACGCCAUUGGUCACGCCGAGUUUGAGGCACGCAUGACUUCAAGCUGGUUAUUUGAACUAAAGGAAAGACUUGACCUCGACAUUGGGACGGUUCCGAUUGGAAACCUGAGCACGAAUGCCACGGUUGAAAUCACAAAACCAGAUAUUUUUACCAGCUAUCUUUCUGCCCUCUAUUUCACUUGUACCAGUCUUACUAGUGUCGGAUUUGGCAACGUUUCCGCCAACACAAACAACGAGAAAAUAUUCUCCAUCAUUGCAAUGCUAAUUGGAGCGCUAAUGCACGCUGUCGUGUUCGGUAACGUGACGGCUUUGAUCCAAAGAAUGUACCAGCGACGAACAAACUACCAUUCCAAAACCAAGGACCUAAAAGACUUUUUCCGGGCCUAUGAUAUUCCAAAGCCCCUUAAGCAGCGAAUGCAAGAGUACUUCCAAACCAUGUGGUCUAUGAACAACGGCAUAGAGACGGACGAGAUUUUAAAAGACUUCCCGGAGGAAAUGAAAGGCGAACUAGGUCUGCACCUUCAUAAAGACAUUCUCAACCUUCCUAUCUUUGAAGAGGCGACCCAGGGGUGUCUCAAAUCCAUCGCCCUUCAUACUCGCCGCUCGUUUUGUGCUCCUGGAGAAUUUCUUGUCCACAAAGGAGACACCGCAAGCUACCUUUAUCUGCUUGUAAGUGGCUCCAUGGAAGUCUUGAAGAGCGAUAUGGUAGUAGCUAUUCUUGGCAAAGGUGACCUAUUUGGUGCAGAUAUCGACUUUGAGGAUCCAAUCAGUGUUUGUAACUACGACGUCCGCUCUCUCACUUACAGCGAGCUUCAGUCAAUCAGCAUUAAAGGGUUAAACGACGUUCUGCUUUUGUACCCCGAUUUUGCCGAGAAGUUUGCGAAAGACAUUCACAACGAUUUGACCUACAAUCUCCGUCAAGACGCUGAAGAUUCAGAUGAAGAAACUGCAAGCAGCCCCAAAGCUCGCGUUUGCACGUUACCCUCAAUCUCCGAAGACGACGAAAUCUCGCGAUCUGACGACGAUGACGCCGACGACUCCAAACCCAACGGCGGCGGACUGAGCUCCGUGAGCACGUUCCCGUUGGAGCGUGAAGAAGACGACAUCGAUACGAGCGUCGGCAACGCGUCUGUCGGCUCCCCGCUGCUUCCAGCGCCGUCAACGCCGAGACUUGCCCAGAAAUUGAUACCGAACGGAGAUAUUCAGAUGGAGGCUGUUGGCAGCCCUCCUACUCUUCGACCCUGGGGCAUACGGCGCACGUCGGGCUUCAUAAACCGAUCGUCGUUCAAAGAACGGAAGGUCCGACUAACUGGUGGAGUCCAGUCAGAAACGACAGACAAGAUCAUUCCACACAUUCAGAAUCUGCAAAACGAAAUGGAAGGCACCAAGACAACUGUGUCAAAACUAGAGCGAAAGGUCACGAAGAUAGGUCAAGACAUUUGUGCCAUCGAUAGAAACUUACGUGAAAUCCUUAAGCAUAUAACUAACGUUAGUAAAAUGGCGCCUUUGGAAUCAUUGCAGCCAAUAACUCCAGUGACACCAUGUAAUCCUAUGAAAUCGAAAUUCAACUUUGAUUUCACGGAAAUGACACUGAACGAUCCCAAAACCUUCAACGAGUUAGAACGUGAUGCAGAUUCACCUAAUUCGAUGCCUCUGACAGAUGUAAGUGCUGCCUCAGAAGGUGACAGAUUUGACACAAAUGUUACGAACAAUGGCCCAGUACAUUCCCUCCAGUUUAUGUCACCACAAAGCAGUAUUCCGCCUCACUUUGACAAGACAAAAAGGCGGAGUAGUUUGCAAGUACCGUUAUUAUUAAAUCCGCACGAUUUGGUCAAUAGAAGAUUCAGCGAUGGAACGGAGGAAAAGGACAGGAAAUUGUUGACUUCCAUCAGCGUCUCGAAAAGUGAUAAUAAUUUUACAAACAAAGGUGCAAAUAGUGAUUUUAUUAAACAUAGAUUUACUGCGCCAAGUAAAUUAUGUAAUGCAAUUGCUUCCCCAAAUGGUUCUCAGAAGGAAUACGAUGAAACUGAUAGUUUGAUAGAGAAUCAAAGCCUUGAGUUUAUGAAUAGUUUAGAGGACGUUCAUUCUUCGGAUUGUAAGUCUCCGCUGAUUGGUCGACCAAAAUCUUGUGACACACAGAUUGCACAUGGUUUAAACAAGUUUAAAUUUAAUAAGAGUUGCGAUGAUGACUUGCACCGAGCAACUGUUCCUUCCGUUAAUAUUAACUCACAAAAUGGCGAACAUGACACCAAAAGCGGAACAACAAAUAGAUCGAGAGAUCCGAGCAAUAAAACGAAGAAGCACGGCUCAUAUAGAAAUCUUGUGAGUAGUAAAAGCUGCUUUGAGAUUCGCCAACGACAGAACAAACCACAAAAGCCUAAUGCAUUUGUGAAAACACGAAGUCAGGUGUUUCUCGAAACUGAAUUUGGAGCAAAGACUCCUAAUGAAGUGCGUACGGUGUUCACUGACAAAAAGCCGCUUAGUCGGACAGAUUCUCAGCCAAUGGAAAGAAAUAGUUUUAAACGUGCCACCUUUUUGGGGGGCUGUAUUGAGGUCACAGACAGCGAUUGUGGAGUCAACGGAUCAGCGGUAAGGAACUGUGUUGAAGAAGAGAAACCAAAAUGCCAUUCCAAAUACAUUGUAAAUGACCUUCAUGCUUCAUUUCGUCAGAAUGUGAUUGACAACGAUAUUGCCAACACUGAUAGUUUGGAAAACCUUAAAACAGAUUCUGGAAAUGUAAGUCUUCUUGAAACGCAGGACGAAAAAGACGAACAAAUUGGGAAUUUUGCAACAGUCAUAAGAGGCUAUUCAGAACACUUCAGUAAGCAACACAGCCUUGGAAACGUUCCUGAUAAACAGUCGUUGCAUAAUUCCCACGGAUUUCAAGCAAAGCAAAAAAGUCAUAGUGUUUCACCUGAUUCGCCAACAGAUAUAAGUGAAAGUCUUAAAACUGAUGAGAUUAAUACCAUAGGCAAUGAGGACGAUACUGUUUUAGAAAUUGAAAGCGAUUCUGCUACAAGCGGCGAGUUCUUUACACAAAUGCUUGAUAACGCUACUUUGAGAACAACAAACUUGUAG
This is a messenger RNA of Mya arenaria, 4981 nucleotides long. RefSeq names its product potassium voltage-gated channel subfamily H member 8-like. The record is from RefSeq and is a predicted model, not a curated record. Bases 713 to 4981 code for a protein of 1422 amino acids. NCBI's taxonomy places the organism in Eukaryota, Metazoa, Mollusca, Bivalvia, Myida, Myidae. Gene Ontology annotation, molecular function: voltage-gated potassium channel activity. Gene Ontology annotation, cellular component: membrane. Gene Ontology annotation, biological process: regulation of membrane potential; potassium ion transmembrane transport. The transcript is spliced from 19 exons.